AUGGAGGUCAAAAUGGCGGUGAUUGUGAUUACCAUCGAUCUAGUCCUCUCUUCGGGGUUUACCUCGGUGUACGAGCCGGUGAACUUUUCUAUGUUCUGUUGCUUUUGUUUUCCUAUAGAUUCUAUUGUGUUGACGUCUUUGUUUUUUUUACAUUACCCUUAAGUUUAACAGGCUCUUACACCAAGGAUGAGCUCUCUUCGUUUAAAGAUGUUUGGUUCGUUUAUUUUAAUUUCGUGUCAGCGACUAUUAAAACCACUUUCAAGAAAACAUCCUGUACUACGCUUACAUAUUCUCCGAAUAGGCGACUCGAACUAACAUGGAAUCAAACGCAAUUCAGACAGAAAAGGACUAAAAAUAAGUUAUUUUUUACACAGCUUGUAACCGUAAGAAGUUCGAAGCAUUUGACGACAAUAGCAAUCAAGUAUAGCCUGCGUCGCAGACAGUCGAAAUCCCUGGUAGGUCUCUAUCUGGGUCUCGAGUGACAAGUCCGGCUACAACGCAGGCUAAUCAAAUACAGAUAUUAUAGCGCUCCUUUUUGAAUGAGCACCCCUUUAGUCCGAUCUCAUAGUAAUUAACGUUAACAUUCAAUUAGUGGUCAGUAUUGCGUUGCAUAAUUAUUUUUUGUCUCUGUUUUGUUCAAAGCAUUUUCCUCACUUCUUAAUUCAGUUUUUUUUCUCACUUUUAUACAAUUUCAGUAAAUAUAUGCAAUCAUCGGCUCCUGAUGCAAUAUAAUCAGUUGUAAAUUGCAACGCCUUUUUUUCAAAACCAAGCCACGCCUUUUGCUUCAAAGGGUUUGCUUUCACUUGUUACACAAUCAAGUGGCAAAUAAGAAUUUUUUUGCAGACUCAGCAUAUCUCAUCUAUUCAGUAGAAUUUGAAGACAGCGUAAUUAAAACGCUUUUUUCUAUUGCUAAUAAGCUCGCUCAUCAUUUUAACCCAUUUAUAUCCCCAGUGUAUUACGUAAAACUUGGCAUGUUUUCCCGAAAAAUGCGUUCCUCAUUAUUUUCAUGUCAUUCUUUUCGAUCAUCAAUUGAAAAGAAAAUUUUAUUGAUGUCUUAUAAUUAACAAGCUAUUGUUUUUCGUUCUGAGUAUGAUAUAUAAACCGCGUGGAACAGAGGAUGAUUUUAUUCGUACCUUAGUUGUCACUGAAAAAGGUUGACAUGACAGUUGGUCACAUAAUGAAGUUAGCGCUGUUCUUGUUAGCCGUUCUUCCAUCGAUAGAGGCAAAUUGGGGUCAGUGCAGAGAAGCAAAUUGGAAAGGAAAGUUUAACAAAAAGAGCUGGGUGAGAUGUGAUCACUCUACGGAAUACAUGACCGGGCUCUACAGAACGGACGGAAACAACGCUGAUAUUUCUUUGAUCGAGAAAGCCAUGUGCUGCCAAGCUCCUUCGCCGAAUCAACAUCAGCAGUCAUUUUGUAAGAAAGCAGAUUGGUGGAAAACAUUGGACAGGUCAGUAACGAGCCGAUUAUUGGGUGCUGCAAGGGAGACACGACGAGGGUUCAAUUAUACUCAGUCUGAUUUAUAGUAAUAUAAAAGAGUAAAUUAAAGAGCGGACACACCCGAAAACCUGCACAAUUUAAAUUAUCUUAUGAGUGCCUGCUCACAACAAAAUACAGAACCAGCUUUUUUAUAUAAUGUUAGUUAGUUUAAUAAAAAUAAUAGGUUAAUUUGCUAAAGUUCGUGCAGCAGAAAGUAGGUGAAGUGUUUUACGCAACAGAGGCGUUAUGAAAUUGUCUAACGAGCAGUCCACGAAAUCAGCGUCUGUUUUUUUUACAGACAUUUCUUGUAUUCUACCAAAUGAGUUUGUUUUUGGAGAUCAGUUUCUUUUAGUAAAUUAAAAUGCCCUAUGAGCAGUGAACUCGCUGAUUUCGGAAAAUAUAUUUCUUUGGCCUAUUUUUAUGGCAGGAACGCCAGCGAGCCGAAAAAAAUUAAUCUUUGACAUUUUAUUGUUUAGCAACAAACGUUGGGCCAAUUGUCCGGAUGGAUACUUCAUGCGGGGGCUAUACCGAGGCGAUGGCCAACGGCUUCACCACAUCGAGGAGGGCAGCUGCUGUAGACCCAACAACUUACCUAACCGAUAUCUUGACUGUUACGAGAAAGAUGUCGAAAAAACAUUCGACAAGAAAGGCUGGGGAAAAUGCUCCAACGGUUAUUACAUGGCAGGUUUCUAUAAAGGAACUUGUGACAAGGUCUACUGCAUCGAAAAAUUCAGAUGUUGUAGUAUGAGUGACGAUGGCUGCACAAUGGCAGACUGGUGGUCGGCCUUUGAUAACAAAGGAUCAGUCGAGUGUUCCUCUUCAACACAAUACAUCACUGGACUGUGGAGAAACAAGCAAGCAAAUGACGACAAGAUAUAUUUGCUAGAGGAAGCAAAAUGCUGUCCAGCUCCUGCACCAAACAAGCAUACGCCAUCAACUUGUCAAAAAGCUAACUGGUGGAAAAUUCUGGAUGGGUAAGGGUUUCGUACUCCAAAGCUGAAUGCAAUGUAAUAGAAUAUAUAGCAGAAUUAGUUUUAAACUUUUCAGUUGUUUCACAUCACAGUCAACAGCAACCAACGCCGAGUUUAAUUUAUGCUUCACGGAACCGUUUUCAUUGCCUUUCAUUUGGCUGAAACUUCCAGCCAAUAUCCCCCAAUUCCAGGGGUAAGUCCUGAUUAAAAAUUGAAUUCUCUUUACGAUUGGCCGCCAAGUUCUGGCCUGGUAAGCGCCCUUAGAUAGAAGUUUCUUAACCCGUUCUAGGAUUUAGUGCAGCUAUUUGAUUGUCAUAAAAGACUGAAAAAUGUAAUAAUUUAAAGACUUGCCAACUGCUGCAAAAACUUUUUAACCAAGUCAUUUAAAACUUUAACCCAUAUUCUUGCUAUUUAAAAGAAUGUCUGGGCGAUUUGACCAACAGGUUACUUUAUUAAGGGAUUUUUGACUCCUGUAUUCUUAGGUCAAUAGCAUUUUUUUUAUCUUUUUUUUUUAACAACGAAUAACCCGUAUUUUUGCUAUUAUAGAAAUAAUGUCUGGGCGGUUUGCCCAACUGGUUACUUUAUCAGAGGCUUUUACCGCAACGACAACGCUUGGCUACAUAACAUCGAGGAAGCGACGUGCUGCAAGCCCAACUCUUUUCCAAACAGAUAUGAAGACUGUUACGAUGAAAAUAUCGGCUCUUCUUUUGACAAUAUUGGACUCAGCGAAUGUUCAAAGAAUGACUACUAUGUUGUUGGAAUUUACAAAGGCGGAUGCGACGAGCUGCAUUGUAUUAAGACACUAAAGUGUUGCAAAAUGGUGGCGGGUGAGUAAGCAAAAGCAUCACUCACGCAGCAGUCGUAGACAAUGUAGAAAUCGUUUCGUUUAGAUUAUGAAAAAGGACCUGCUUUGCCAUAUUUGGAGAGGAAACUUUGCAUAAGUUCUCUCGCAGCUUGCCUUCGUUGGUAACCAGAUUCCUUAAUAAAUAAUAGGUUACGUUGAAAAGGCAGUUAUGGUGACUGUAUUAUAUUCCACAUGAUAAAUUUAUAAAAUAAUAGAUCAAGCAAUUCAUUUGUUGAUGUUCUUAAAUGAUCUUUAAUGCACGGUUUAGUCGUAACUGAUAGUUUGAUCGCUAUUGGCAAGUUUCUCAAAUUCCAGUCCUCCUUAACUUAACCUUCCACUGAUCUAUUGUGUAAUAUGUGGCUAUUAAUCUAUAGAUAUCAACGAGUGCACUACCAAGAACCCAUGUCACAAUGGAGCUAUCUGUGUGAAUCUUCAUGGAAGUUACCGCUGUGAUUGCAAAUCAGGAUAUACCGGCAAUAACUGCCAAAAAGGUUUGAAAAAUACUUGAACAAUUUGAAAGAAACUUAGAAGGGAGAUAAAUAAUGUUGUGGUGGUUUGAUAUAAUCUUACCUUGAUACAAAAAGUUAUAUUGGAUAUUGGAAAAAGUUCGUCGCUAGUCUUUACUUCCUUCUCGUGGACGAUAAGAAUGAUACUCAACUUUAAACUCCGGUGUACAAUUUCUGUUUCCAGAUAUCAAUGAGUGCCUAAGGAGUCCAUGCAAGAACGGAGCUGAAUGUGUCAACGUUCGAGGAAGUUAUCGCUGCGAUUGCAAAUCUGGUUAUGAAGGCAGAAACUGUGAAAAAGGUCAGGAAAAAACUUUACUAUUCACCUGAUCCUUCCUAAGAGUAACUACUACACUCUCAGCUGAUUUCUACUCAUUUCAAAGUGCACUUAUUCUGUUAUCCCACUCGUGACCAUGUUGAAGACGCUGAUGACACCGAUUGAAAAAUAUAGCACAACAUUAUGACAUCUUUUCGUUAGAUACAACCGGAGAGUUUAUGAUAUUUUUCAUUGCAUAGGGGAGAGGGCAAUAUUUAACAUCUGAAGCGUAAAAACUGUGUUCAACUCGGAAUAAGAAACUGCGCGGGACUACGUUUCCUUGUUUUGUACUUGGUACUAAUAUUCCGUAGUAUCGUUAAAUACUUCUACAGUUAUUGCGUUGGCUUUGUUUCGUUUAAAUUGCGCUUUAUAAAAGAACUGAUUACUUUUCAGAUAUAAACGAGUGUAAUAACAAUCCUUGCAAGAACAGAGCUACCUGUGAAAAUCUUCAGGGAAGUUACCGCUGCAAAUGUAAACCAGGAUUUACCAACAAGAACUGUCAAACAGGUAAUUGCUUUUCUACUUCAUAAACAAACAAUGGUGAGCUAACAGGCUGCCCUCGCGAUAUUUUACCAAAAAACUUACGACAAGGUUAUUUGCUAGUAUGGACUGAAUUUAAAAAAGCCUCAAAAAUUCCGGCCUUGAACUGUCAGAGGUAUAGUAUAACAUAAAGAGAGCAUGCACUGGGAACAGCCCUUGUGUAUUGAUCGAGCUCUACUUGUGCACAUGAACAAAGGGCAGAGUUUGAUGUCUCGCGCUGCGUGUUUACGCGCCUAGACCUGCCUGAGCGCCUCCACUAAAGUCUGUUGUGCAGUUUAUCUAGAAGCGUUAUAUGAUUAUUAUGGGAUAAAGCGCUCCCUGGAUCCAAUAACAUUCAAAAUGGCCGCCAUCUUGGAGUUGACAGAAAGUUCAGAUUUUGUUCAAUUGGAGAGUUAACUAGUUUUUUUUUUGUGCUUGAGGUCGUAAAUAUGCUUAUUCAAAAGGUUAUUAAACAAACUAAGUGUUUUAUGCUGAGAAUGACUUUAUUCUUGCCGUCAUAGAUAUAAAUGAAUGCAAAAGAAAACCCUGUCAAAACGGGGCCACGUGUGUGAAUACAUUUGGGAGUUACCGCUGUCGGUGUGUAUCUGGGUACAAUGGCCAACACUGCCAAGCGGGUAUUGUGGCUGCAUUUAUUUUCUUCAUAUAAGCGCAUCCUUUCAAGGUAAAGAUGUUGUGCGCGCUCCUCCCGAAAGGAACUUGUUUAGACUUCAGGUAAAUGAAAGGGUAGGAACAGCUCAGUAUCAUUUCUAAUUUUUAAAAGAGUAUAUAAAAGUAUUUCAAAGAUACCCAUCUUGUGUCUGCCAAAAUACUUAGACAACCUUCUGUUUAGGGACAGUUACAGCAGUUAAAGGGGAUGUAGUGUUUUUGUUAAAAAAAAAAAAAAAUACUAUCCUUUCCUAAAUUUAGAAAUUGUGCCUUUCCUUUCCUUUGCGAAGGGGUAUCAUUCUUUCGAAAAUGGUAAAUUAAUGGGUAAGAGUUGGUCCUCGGAGUGGAGCCUAUAACUCGUUGAGUGUCCUAAACAUUUCUCCGUGAAAGGAUUCUAUAAGAAAAUUAAAAAAUACGCCGGAAUACCACCUUUAAAAUUAAUGUUGAAGAUUUACGCUAAAUGAACAAAGCAAUACAAGACUAAAGAAACUAAUGAAGAUGCAGACUAAAAGACUGUAUAAAGUGAUGACAAUAUCAAUGUUUUUUGUCGGUUUUUUUAUAGACAUCGACGAAUGUAAGACUAAGCCAUGCAUAAACGGAGGAAAAUGCGAAAAUCUUCCCGGAAGCUAUCGCUGUAAUUGCCGAUCCGGAUUUAUGGGAUAUCAUUGUCAAACAGGUAAUGGUAUUGAUUUUUUUGUGUGUGUUUAACAAUAAACCCUUUUCAUAAUUAAAAAUGUUCUUUACAACAUUUUUGUAUUUCAUUCUUUAAUAAUAAGCUUGUUCCAUGGCCAGUAACAUUUUGUAUACAGACUCUCAGUUCUGUUAUCCCAAUAAGAAAUUAGCAAUUUACAUAUUUUUAUCCUUUUUUUUAGUAUCUUGUUAUAGCAAAACCAUUCCUCUCCACCCCAGACUGACCCUGUUAGCUUGAAAUUCGGUGAAAUAUAUUUCUUCCUCUAAAUUUUCAGAUAUCGACGAGUGUUACAGUGCUUACAAUCCUUGCAGAAACGGAGGAACCUGCGUGAACUCUGUCGGAGGCUAUAGCUGUCAUUGUAAAGCUAGGUAUUCUGGAAUCAAUUGCGAAAUUGGUGAGAAACGUUACUCUUUAAUUUAAGUUUGAACAAACCACACAUCCAAGAACACGCCAGUUUACAAGAAACGUUAGAAAAAAAUGUUAAAAAGGUCCUUUCUUCUAACGCUCAUCGUCAUCGUUAUAAUCACAAUCAUGAUCCGGUCGUUAUAAUCAUCAUCUAGUCAGUAAUCUUCGUUGACUAUUAAAUAUUUUUAUCCUCAAUAGAUAGACAGUAAAUUGUAAGUACAAGCUGUCCCGCAUCCACUUUCUAACUAUCGUUUGCGAAUUAUGUCUCUUUUUGUAAGCCUACUCUCCAUACAUCACACUGAAGGAAGUUGCUCUGCUCUUUUUGUUAGAACCUUGUUUCAUUUUCAGCCCAUUAAAAAAAAUUAGUAAUAAUUAAUGUUCUGUUUGAACAAAAUUGUGUUUAUAGAUUAUAAAAACGUUGGCUGCUAUAAAGAUACUUCAAGCCGGGCAAUUCCCACUCUCGAAGACAGAGAUCCCAUUUUGGAUGGUCAGUACUCAAGCCGUAAAAACCCGAUAGCUAAGUGCGCUUUAGCAGCUCGCAAGAAAGGUUACAGGAUGUUUGCAAUUCAAGAUGGUGGAUGGUGUGCAUCUAGUGCGACUGCUGGGAAAACGUUUAACAAAUAUGGCAAGAGUGAUGCGUGCCGACAAGGAGAAGGUGGUGCUUGGGCAAAUGAUGUGUACAUUCUCCAAGGUCAGUGA
Messenger RNA from Porites lobata, 7092 nucleotides. The record is from the annotation of a GenBank genome assembly. NCBI's taxonomy places the organism in Eukaryota, Metazoa, Cnidaria, Anthozoa, Scleractinia, Poritidae.